AUGGGUUUCGGAAAGCCGCCGGUCCAGGCGCUGAAAGCCGCCAACAAGACCAAGAGACAAGAGCUUUACAUUCAAUACAAAAAAGCAUCUGGCAAGGAGAGGCGAGAGGCGCGCCAUCGUCGGCGAAAAGAAGAAAACCGAGAGCCCGCCCUGAAACAAGCUCGGUUAGCGAAAAACAAGACGCUCACGCUUGACCAAAAACGCGUGUGGGACGAGGGCGAUGACGAUAGCUUGGGUGCGGUUGUCGACCUGCCACAACUGAGGCGGAGGCAAAUGGAGGAGGUUGAGGCCGAAGAGCAGGCUGAGCUCGACCUGGGCGCCGAGGACGACGAGGACGACGAGGACGAUGAUCUCGGCAGCUUAUUAGACUCGGACGAUGAAGACGAUGAAGCCAAGCAAGCAGCCGCGCAGAAGCAACGAGAGAAGCGAGCGAAACGGGACAGCAGCCUCGCCCCCUCGACCACAAGCACAAACCUCGAUUUAACACCGACUUCGCUCAUCGUCAAGUUCCCUUCAUUGUUCAACGACGUUGCCCCGCCAGAUCCGAAAGUCCUGGUCACGACCUCGCUCAAUUCUACGAUCCACUUUGAAGCCCAACUGCUAGCAACGCUCUUUCCGAACAGCACAUAUAUCCCUCGGUCUUCACACCGCUAUGGGCACAAGUACUCUCUGCGGGAGAUAUGCAAGUUUGCCAUAAAUCGGGACUACACAGCUGUUCUCCUCGUCAAGGAAGAUUUAAAACGGCCCACCGGCUUAUCCGUCGUUCACCUCCCGUCCGGCCCGACUUUUCAUUUUUCCAUUUCAAACUGGAUAGAGGGCAGGAAGCUGCCAGGCCACGGGAACCCAACAAACCAUUAUCCAGAGCUUCUCCUGAACAAUUUCAAAACACCUCUCGGCCUUCUUACGGCCAAACUGUUCCAGACCUUGUUUCCUCCUCGGCCAGAACUCCAGGGACGACAGGUCAUCACCCUCCAUAACCAACGUGACUACAUCUUUGUUCGCCGUCAUCGAUACGUGUUUCGAGAUAAACGUGCUACGGAGAAGAGUAUCGUAGACGCCGACGGGAAAGAGCUGAAGGGCGUGCAAGAUAUCCGCGCGGGCCUGCAAGAGCUCGGCCCACGGUUUACGCUCAAACUGAGAAGGGCUGAUAAGGGCAUUGGGCGAGCUGGCAGCGUCGGAGAGGACGCAACGCAGUGGCAAUGGAAAGCAAAGAUGGAGAAAGACCGCAAGAGGUUCAAUCUAUAA
Ustilaginoidea virens is the source of this 1245-nucleotide messenger RNA. RefSeq lists its product as uncharacterized. Gene Ontology annotation, cellular component: nucleolus; preribosome, large subunit precursor. Gene Ontology annotation, molecular function: rRNA primary transcript binding. The transcript has a single exon. The coding region runs from base 1 to 1245 and encodes 414 amino acids. The record is from RefSeq and is a predicted model, not a curated record. Gene Ontology annotation, biological process: maturation of LSU-rRNA; maturation of 5.8S rRNA. NCBI's taxonomy places the organism in Eukaryota, Fungi, Ascomycota, Sordariomycetes, Hypocreales, Clavicipitaceae.